CAGCCAUGUUGCUUGGGUUCUGAGGCUCGGCUCAGGCGAGGGGGGCGGGGCGGCCGCGCCGUCUUGGGGGCGGGGCAGUUGGCUUUGGGUUGCGGAGGAGGCUGCGGCAGACGCGAAGCAGACCCUGCGCGCAGAAAUAAAUAACAUUUACAAUGACAACCUUCCUGGAAUUCAUCCAGCAGAAUGAAGAUCGAGAUGGAGUUAGAUUUAGUUGGAAUGUUUGGCCUUCAAGUCGUCUUGAAGCUACAAGAAUGGUCGUUCCUGUGGCAUCCCUGUUUACGCCACUGAAAGAGAGACCUGAUUUACCUCCGAUUCAAUAUGAACCUGUCCUCUGCAGCAGAUCCACAUGUAGGGCAGUUCUGAAUCCUUUAUGUCAAGUGGAUUACCGAGCAAAGCUGUGGGCUUGCAACUUUUGUUAUCAAAGGAAUCAGUUUCCACCUACAUAUGCUGGUAUAUCUGAACUCAAUCAACCUGCUGAACUUUUACCUCAGUUUUCAAGCAUCGAAUAUGUAGUACUGCGUGGCCCUCAGAUGCCUUUGAUAUUUCUGUAUGUGGUGGAUACUUGUAUGGAAGAUGAAGACUUACAAGCCCUGAAAGAAUCCAUGCAGAUGUCACUCAGUCUUUUACCAUCUACUGCUUUGGUGGGACUUAUUACCUUUGGGAGAAUGGUGCAGGUUCAUGAACUUGGUUGUGAGGGCAUUUCAAAAAGCUAUGUUUUCAGAGGAACAAAAGAUUUAACUGCAAAACAAUUGCAGGAAAUGUUGGGACUCUCCAAAGUACCUGUUACUCAGGCAGCUCGUGGUCCUCAAGUGCAGCAACCACCUCCAUCAAACAGAUUUUUACAGCCAGUACAGAAAAUAGACAUGAAUCUUACAGACCUUCUGGGAGAACUCCAACGAGACCCAUGGCCUGUUCCCCAGGGCAAGAGACCUUUGCGUUCAUCUGGGGUGGCUCUUUCCAUAGCUGUAGGACUGCUUGAGUGCACUUUCCCAAACACUGGUGCUCGUAUUAUGAUGUUCAUUGGUGGUCCAGCUACUCAGGGGCCUGGAAUGGUGGUUGGAGAUGAGCUAAAGACACCUAUAAGAUCCUGGCAUGACAUUGAAAAAGACAAUGCCAAAUAUGUUAAAAAGGGAACUAAACAUUUUGAAGCAUUGGCUAAUCGAGCUGCUACAACUGGUCAUGUUAUUGAUAUUUAUGCAUGUGCAUUGGAUCAGACUGGUCUUUUGGAGAUGAAAUGCUGUCCUAACCUCACUGGAGGGUACAUGGUAAUGGGAGAUUCUUUCAAUACUUCCUUAUUCAAGCAGACCUUUCAGAGAGUCUUUACCAAAGAUAUGCAAGGACAAUUUAAAAUGGGCUUUGGCGGCACAUUAGAAAUAAAGACCUCAAGGGAAAUAAAGAUUUCUGGAGCUAUUGGACCCUGUGUGUCUCUCAAUUCAAAAGGACCCUGCGUGUCAGAAAAUGAAAUUGGAACAGGUGGCACUUGCCAGUGGAAAAUAUGUGGACUCAAUCCUAAUACAACUUUAGCUCUGUAUUUUGAAGUUGUCAAUCAGCAUAAUGCUCCAAUUCCUCAAGGUGGACGUGGUGCUAUCCAAUUUGUGACUCAAUACCAGCAUUCAAGUGGGCAGAGACGUAUCAGAGUAACCACAGUGGCUAGGAACUGGGCAGAUGCUCAGACCCAGAUACAAAACAUCGCUGCUUCCUUUGAUCAGGAGGCAGCUGCCAUUCUUAUGGCCAGAUUGGCAGUGUAUAGGGCAGAGACAGAGGAAGGUCCGGAUGUGCUCAGAUGGCUAGACAGACAGCUCAUUCGCUUGUGUCAGAAAUUUGGAGAAUAUCACAAAGAUGAUCCAAGUUCAUUCAGAUUUUCAGAAACCUUCUCCCUUUACCCACAGUUUAUGUUCCAUUUACGAAGAUCUCCUUUCUUGCAAGUUUUUAACAACAGUCCUGAUGAGAGUUCAUAUUAUCGUCAUCAUUUUAUGCGUCAAGAUCUGACCCAGUCAUUAAUUAUGAUUCAGCCUAUUCUUUACGCCUACUCUUUUAGUGGACCUCCAGAGCCUGUUCUUCUUGAUAGCAGCAGCAUCCUUGCAGAUCGUAUUCUUCUGAUGGACACAUUCUUCCAGAUUUUGAUUUAUCAUGGGGAGACCAUAGCACAGUGGCGCAAAUCAGGCUACCAAGACAUGCCAGAAUAUGAAAAUUUCCGCCAUCUCCUACAAGCCCCAGUAGAUGAUGCCCAAGAAAUUCUCCAUUCCAGAUUUCCGAUGCCACGGUACAUUGAUACAGAACAUGGAGGCAGCCAGGCACGGUUCCUGCUUUCAAAAGUCAAUCCUUCACAGACACAUAACAAUAUGUAUGCUUGGGGACAGGAGUCGGGAGCACCCAUUCUCACAGAUGAUGUUAGUUUACAAGUCUUUAUGGAUCAUCUAAAGAAACUUGCUGUAUCAAGUGCUGCUUGAAGCUGAUGAACAUAUUUGAAGACGUAAAAAGUGAAGUGAUAGUUCAAUGUUAUUCUUUCCCCUUUUCAGUUCAUUUCUUUGAACCAGCAGAGAACUUUUGUGUCCUUAAAUUGAAUCAUUGUGAUUUAUGAGACAGUUC
Molecule: messenger RNA, 2589 nt
Organism: Dromiciops gliroides (monito del monte)
Lineage: Eukaryota; Metazoa; Chordata; Mammalia; Microbiotheria; Microbiotheriidae
Gene: SEC23A
Product: SEC23 homolog A, COPII coat complex component
Exons: 20
Coding region: 153-2450 (765 amino acids)
Biological process (GO): COPII-coated vesicle cargo loading; COPII-coated vesicle budding; intracellular protein transport
Cellular component (GO): endoplasmic reticulum exit site; COPII vesicle coat
Molecular function (GO): zinc ion binding; GTPase activator activity
Source: RefSeq, a predicted model, not a curated record